Molecule: messenger RNA, 2874 nt
Organism: Trichomonas vaginalis G3
Lineage: Eukaryota; Parabasalia; Trichomonadida; Trichomonadidae
Product: biological adhesion protein
Exons: 1
Coding region: 1-2874 (957 amino acids)
Source: RefSeq, a predicted model, not a curated record
AUGCAAGACGAAAUUAGUGCACUCAAGGAUCAACUUCAAGCCCUUGACGACAAGAUCAAAGCUAACGAAGAAGCCAAAGCCGCUCAAGGUGCCGAAGAUCUUGCCGGUGUCAACGAUCGUCUCGAUGCUCUCAACAACAAGAUCGACGAUAACAACAACAAAGACAACAAGCAAGACGAGGAUCUCAAGGCACUCGCCGACAAGAUCCAAGAGAUGGAAGACAGAAAGAAGGAGGAAGACGAGCAGCGUGCUGCCAAGAACAAGGCACUUGUCCAGAACUUGAACGACAAGUUCAACGAUCUCGACAACAAGAUCCAAGACGGCGACGACAAGAACGAGAAAGACCUCAAGGCACUCAAGGAGCAACUCGAUGCUCUCAACGAUCGCCAGAACGCCAACGAGGACAAGGACAACAAGCAAGAUGACGAUCUCAACGAGCUCAAGGACAAGUUGAACUCUCUUGACGACAUGAUCAAAGCUAACGAAGAAGCCAAAGCCGCUCAAGGUGCCGAAGAUCUUGCCGGUGUCAACGACGCUCUCAAUGCUCUCAACAACCUCAUCAAGGAGAAGGCCGACGACGAUGCUCUCAAGGCCCUCGAAGACAGGUUGAACAACAACGACAACAAGGACAACAAGCAAGAUGAGGAUCUCAAGGCACUCGCCGACAAGAUCCAAGAGAUGGAAGACAGAAAGAAGGAGGAAGACGAGCAGCGUGCUGCCAAGAACAAGGCACUUGUCCAGAACUUGAACGACAAGUUCAACGAUCUCGACAACAAGAUCCAAGACGGCGACGACAAGAACGAGAAAGACCUCAAGGCACUCAAGGAGCAACUCGAUGCUCUCAACGAUCGCCAGAACGCCAACGAGGACAAGGACAACAAGCAAGAUGACGAUCUCAACGAGCUCAAGGACAAGUUGAACUCUCUUGACGACAUGAUCAAAGCUAACGAAGAAGCCAAAGCCGCUCAAGGUGCCGAAGAUCUUGCCGGUGUCAACGACGCUCUCAAUGCUCUCAACAACCUCAUCAAGGAGAAGGCCGACGACGAUGCUCUCAAGGCCCUCGAAGACAGGUUGAACAACAACGACAACAAGGACAACAAGCAAGAUGAGGAUCUCAAGGCACUCGCCGACAAGAUCCAAGAGAUGGAAGACAGAAAGAAGGAGGAAGACGAGCAGCGUGCUGCCAAGAACAAGGCACUUGUCCAGAACUUGAACGACAAGUUCAACGAUUUCGACAACAAGAUCCAAGACGGCGACGACAAGAACGAGAAAGACCUCAAGGCACUCAAGGAGCAACUCGAUGCUCUCAACGAUCGCCAGAACGCCAACGAGGACAAGGACAACAAGCAAGAUGACGAUCUCAACGAGCUCAAGGACAAGUUGAACUCUCUUGACGACAUGAUCAAAGCUAACGAAGAAGCCAAGGCUACCCAAGGUGCCGAAGAUCUCCAGGGUGUCAACGACGCUCUCAAUGCUCUCAACAACCUCAUCAAGGAGAAGGCCGACGACGAUGCUCUCAAGGCCCUCGAAGACAGGUUGAACCGCAACGACAACAAAGACAACAAGCAAGACGAGGAUCUCAAGGCACUCGCCGACAAGAUCCAAGAGAUGGAAGACAGAAAGAAGGAGGAAGACGAGCAGCGUGCUGCCAAGAACAAGGCACUUGUCCAGAACUUGAACGACAAGUUCAACGAUCUCGACAACAAGAUCCAAGACGGCGACGACAAGAACGAGAAAGACCUCAAGGCACUCAAGGAGCAACUCGAUGCUCUCAACGAUCGCCAGAACGCCAACGAGGACAAGGACAACAAGCAAGAUGACGAUCUCAACGAGCUCAAGGACAAGUUGAACGAGUAUCAAGCCCUUCAAGACAAGCUUAACGAAUUGCAAGACAAGAUCAAUGAAUUGCAAAAUGAGAUGCAUCCAGAAGAAGAGGGUGUUGGUGAAGUCCAAGCACGUGACAUCGACCUUGUCGCUGCCACACCAGAAGAUGAGAAUGCUCCAACACUUUCUGAGUUGAACGAUGCUCUCAAGGAACUUCAAGAGAAGCUCAACGAUCUUGCAGCUAAGGCUGAAGAUAACGAUAACAAGGAUAACAAGCAAGAUGAAGACCUUAAGAACGUUAACGAUGCUCUUCAAGCAUUAGAAGAUAAGGUCAAGGGUCUCCAAGACAAGGAUGCCGCUCAGGACGAGAAGGACAAGAACCUUGAAGACGCCAUCCAAGAACUCAAGGACAAGGAUGCCGCUCAGGACGAGAAGGACAAGGCCAACGAAGAAGCAAUCAAGUCCCUCGCCGACAGACUCCAGGAUCUCAAGGACAAGAUCAGAGACGCCGAGGAAGCCAAGGCUACCCAAGGUGCCGAAGAUCUCCAGGGUGUCAACGACGCUCUCAAUGCUCUCAACAACCUCAUCAAGGAGAAGGCCGACGACGAUGCUCUCAAGGCCCUCGAAGACAGGUUGAACGCCAACGAGGACAAGGACAACAAGCAAGAUGACGACAUCAACGAGCUCACGGACAAGUUGAACUAUCUUGAUGACAAGAUGCAGGUAGUCGAAGCGGCUAAUGCAGAUGCUCUUAAGGCUCUCGAAGACAAGGUCAAGGAGCUUAACGACAAGGCCGACAACACAGACAACCACAACAACAAGAAAGGUGAUUACAUGGAUCUUGCAAAUAUGAUCAAAGACCUUCAAGAUAAGGAAGCUGCUCAAGAUGAGAAAGAUAAGGCCAACGAGGAUGCAAUCAUGUCGCUGACAAACAAAUUCCAGGAUCUAAAGGCAAUUAUAAUCUCUGGAAUUUUCGAAGAAUUAAGUAAGGCUGUCACAUCACUGAACGACAUCGUCAAGGAUAGGGUUGUUAAAAAUAUCAAAAAUUAG